This is a messenger RNA of Malurus melanocephalus (red-backed fairy wren), 10648 nucleotides long. It is a transcript of the gene CPLANE1, whose product is annotated as ciliogenesis and planar polarity effector complex subunit 1. Gene Ontology annotation, biological process: cilium assembly. NCBI's taxonomy places the organism in Eukaryota, Metazoa, Chordata, Aves, Passeriformes, Maluridae. The transcript is spliced from 55 exons. Gene Ontology annotation, cellular component: ciliary transition zone. The record is from RefSeq and is a predicted model, not a curated record. The coding region runs from base 520 to 10242 and encodes 3240 amino acids.
GCGGUGGGGCGGCGGGGCCGGGCUCCCUCAGCGCCCCGGCUCCGGCCAGCGAGCCGCGGUCUGUGCGCGCACUAAGGCUCCUCCCGCUGGCCGGGGGAGGAGUCCGCCCCGGGGCUGUCUCCGCCCUGAGCCGGGCACGGGCAGCGCGGGUUGCCACGGAUGGCGCCCRGGGGCGGCGGGGGUAGCCUGUGCCSMCCCUUGCUCCUCGCGCUGGGGUGAGCGUCUGGCCCGGCUCCAGGCCCGCGCCCCUGCCCCUGGAGUUCCUCAUCUCCCAUCAAAGAAGGCUAUAGGACGUUUUCCUCGUCUUGUGCGUUUUUGGAGUUCUUAGCAACAUACUUUGUCUUGCGGCUUCUCUCAACUCCUUUGGAGCGAGCGUGUGAUAACUCGCGCAGCUGAGCAGCGCAUCACCUCUGGGCUGUCCCAACGAAAAUAUAGUUUGGAAGUACGGUUUCUCUAUAAAAGUGCGGAAAAGCCAUUAUUUGCUUUUCUAUAUAAUGGUUACCUAGAAGUUUAAUAAGAAUGGAGAUUAAGCUAGAUGUGCUCAUCUCGAAGUGUAUCAAGCAUAGAAAACCAUGGCCUCGCAUAUCAUGGAUUGGACAGGAAAAAGAGGCUAUUUUUCUUCUAGAUGGUAAAUAUAUAAAUGAAAUUAACCUGGCAUCAGGGAAGACGAAGAAGAAAAUCCCUUCUCUGCAGUCAUUGUUGAAAAAUGUGGUUGUCUUAACAACAUCAGGAAAUGCUGCUUGGUUGGCAGGAAUACUUACAACAGGAGAGCUAUUUCUUUGGAAUAAAGAUCAGGACUGCUUGAAAAUUGUACCAGCAAUUGAAGAGUCCAAGAAAGUAGUAGCAGCUGCCCAAGAAUGUUUGAUGAGGUUGUACUUGUAUGUAUCUGGAGAUGGGAGAAAGGUACUAUUAACUACUCCUACAGCAUGUGUCUUUUUGUGGGAGAGCACAGAACAUGAGAAUACGGUCCCUUGUAAAAACUCUUUUUCUGGGCGUUGGACACAAAUUUUACCUGAUGAAUCAGUCAUAUUGCCUUCUACUGAAGAAAAAGAAAUUGGAGUGCAUGCUGCUUUCAUACAAAAUGAGGUACUGGGUGAUUGCUGUUUAUGUUCCUUUGUAUUUUACUCUGGCGAGUGUUUGGUGCUCACGUUUUUGGUUCUUCGGUGGCACGAAAAUACCUUUAAAGAUGUUAGUUCUUUGCCAUACCAGGUCCAGUGGGUACAGCAGACUUGUUCUCUUGCUAAUUUGGUUCCUCAGUGUGUGUCUGUAAAGUCCAGGGGAGCUCUGCUAUGUGCAUUUGCAGGAGAUGGACUUUUGCUUGCAGUMGCUGUUAAUCAAGCUGAUCCAAAGGCAACUCAGGUUUUGUUUUUAAACACAUUGAAUUUUGUAACUAUUUCGGGUAGCCUUAAAGGUUGUAGUAGCAAGAAUAACAUGACCCCAUCCAGGUUCAUCAGAUCUUACUGGGUUGGUGAUAUGAGUUGGACUCCAGAUAGCCUUUUCUUGGCUUGCAUGUUAAAACGUGGAUCUUUGAUUUUAUUGACUUGUAUGGGUGAAUUGCUGACAUUAAUUGCUUCUGGAUGCUCAGUAGAAUUUGGACCAGCACAGUUUAUUCCAUUUCAUCCACUAAUAACAUACAGACAGCACCUCUCUUUUUGUCAAGACUCCAGCCAAUGUCUUGGUUCWUCAGAUUCUGAACGUGACCCUAUGAGACAGAGAUUUUCUGUUGCUUCACAUCCAAGACUACCCUACCUCAUUGUCUCUGACGGAUACAUGAUAACACUGCUUAGAUUUCCUAAUAACUUUUCACCAUCAGGAUUUGUAAGAUCCCUUUUACUUGAUUCAACCCAAAAGCUUGAAAAUAUCCGUCGGAAUUUGCUGAACUUCAAGUCUAAAGAGAGAUCUCGGUAUUUACGAUCACUAUUGUCUUUAAAAGCUAGUCUUUUAAAGCAAUUUCAAAAUCAAAGUUCUAUCUUUUCUACCAUUCCGAGAUUCCUGAAGGAGGACACAACAGAAAUGAAUGAGAAAACCAUGGAUUUACUGGACCAUGAAGAAGAAUCAGACAAUGAAAAGCAGCUUUGCAGUAGCCCUUCCAGCUUCUAUAACCAAAGAAUCCAUUCAUUUGUUGGUCAAGCUGAUCAAGGCGCCUUAGAAUUUGCAUCAAUGUUUGAUACCAUCCAUGCAGAAGAUGAUAUUGAAGAGGAAGAUAAAUCUUCAUUGGAACUAUAUUCUGUUCAGAAGAACCUCCUUGCUGCAUGGCAGAUAGGGAUUUCAAAAAACAUGGAAGACAAAGAUGUGUUACUGAGUUACACAGUGAACUGCAUUAUCCAUUUUUUGAGCAUUGUUCAGUUUGUGAAAUGUACUUUGCUAAACCAGGAUGCAUCUUUAAACAAGUCUGUGAAGAACACUCAAUGGAUGCAUUGUGUCCUGAAAUAUUUUCAGCAGUGUUUGACUGCCUUAUACUGGCAUUCAAGAGCCAGUGUGACUGAGCAUUUGGCAGAGCUGACACUGGGAACUCUAAAACAGAUGCUUAUACAGAAACAGGAUCAGUUGUACUCAAAAAACCUUUUAGCGUGCUUCUGUCUUUUGAAAAUGGUUUCUCACACACUAAGUAGAGUGUGURUUCUACAGUAUGAGAAUUUUUGUGCAUCUCCUGAUAGUAACAUUCUUGUGGAACUUGACUCCCUCACUGUGCCUCUUUUCUUAGUUCUUGAUGACAAUACUACUCAGCAAUUCAGGUCACUGAAAUGUCUGCUUGGAGAGCCUCCUCAAGUAAACCAUGACACAAAAACAGAAAAAAGGUUAACUGUACUAUGGCGACUAUUAUAUAAGAAAGUGGUGUGGUAUCAGGUGCAGCUGAAAAGAGCAGUGAACAAGAAUGCAGAAGAGACUUCUGUUGUGUCGUUGCUUUUAAGUCAUAUACAAGCAAUCAUCCAGUCUUCAGGAGUGACAUUAGAACAACAUCUGAAGAUUAAUUCUGUAUCUGGUGAGGAGCAGUUCCUUUUAGGCUCAUACAGAGAAUCUGUGGACAUUUGGAAAAGAUCUCUUUGUGAACUGAAGACAAAAGGAGGAAAAAGAGCAUAUUUACUUCAGCGUAGAUACUAUCUUGCAAUAUUAUUUUGUCACCUGUAUCAAUAUAACUUAUGUGAAGCUCAGGGACUCUGUGAUCAUCUGGUGAGAGAAAUUCUAAGGCGAUCACAGCUCUCAACAAAUCAGAUGGAAAAAUUUUCUGACACCAAGUAUUUUCAGCAUGAACUAUGGAUGGUAACCAGCAUUCAUACUGAGACUGCCAUGGCUGUGAUUCAAUCCAUGGCACGGUUCAUGGCUGCUUAUUUCACAAAGCAGCUGCUCUAUAUCUUUCCUCCACACAAUGUUGACAUCCUUCAUCCACUUCACGUUAAACAAGACUUAUCUCCUCGUGUCAUUCCACUGCAACAUUGCUUGGUUACCAGAGCUGUCAGGGACCAGGAUCUUUCAUCGGUGUGGACAGCUGAAUAUGCUCUUGAUUUGUUCUUUAUUGGUGGACUCAUUCCGGAGGCUGUGUGGUUAGCACACACACUUGGGGACUGGAAACUGUCUGUUUCAAUUGGUCUGGCCUACCAGCUGUAUUGUCAGAACUCUGAUGAGCUCUCAAGACUGAAAAAAACAGAAUGUCAGCUGCCAUUAAGCUUAUUACCGAUGCAGACUUUCCAGGAAAAGUUACAGUCUUUGUUAGGACAGCCAGUAACUUCUGAAACAUCAGGACAUGUGAAAUACAAGAAGUUUACAGAUCCCAUUGAGGAAGAAGAUGCAGAUGUUCUUUAUAGUUCAAUACAGGAACUACUGAAAGCAGCUGUUAUGGCAGAUGUUGAUAUUCUCUCAGAGACGUUUCAGCUUUUGAUGGAUUCUGCCAAGGAUCUUGGCAGAAAAUUUUAUGGUUUGGUUCCAGUUGGGCUCUAUCUUCCAGCACCACCAUUGUACUGUCCUCAGCCAGCUUCWCUCAGUGAAGAAGACAGCAAUGACAUUCUUUUAAAAAUGGAGAAAGAAACCCGUCAGAAAGUGUCAGGAGUUCUUCAGCGAAUUAUCUUGCUCUUCCGGGCUGCUCAUUGUUCUUGCUCUGCAGCACAGUGGUAUAUUACACAACUGAAGCGGGCAAGAAAAGUUAUGCAGAAAAUUCGGAUGAAAGGUUCUCUUCCUUCUUUGAGUACAUUCCCAGAGACUUUGCUUCGUUACUGCGAUUUCCACACUGUUCUCUGUGGAUCUGCAUCUUCUGAAGAUGAUCAGUUUGAUGACAUUACCUGUAAAAUUUUGGGUUGGUUCAGAGAUUUCUGUGCAUUGUGUUGGAUGUUUCAUGUCCGUGAAAAAUUAUCUGAUGCCUGUAGGCGGUACCAAACUGCMAGAGAAAAUACUAACAAUUUUAUCGAGGAUCCAAAUAAGAAUGGAUAUGAUGCCUCCAUAAUUGAGCAUUGUCUGAAUGCAUUGGAGUGGGCUUGUCGAAUGCUUCCUUUCUGCAGAUUCAUGAAUGUUGAAGAAUUAGUUCAAGAUGUAAUUUUGAGUCUGCUUGGAGAAUUGCCACCAGUAAAAAAGGUGGCAGAGAUUUUCGUGAAAGCAUUUCCUAAUCCUGAAGAUAUAAGAGUUCCACUACGAGAUAAAUAUCAUGGACUUCAGCGGCGACUGAGAGACAGUAUUGUUAAAGUAGGUCCUGAAAGGGAAGAAAUUAUGUCUGCUGUUAUACAGGCUGCUGAAGAAGUGAGAAAGAAGGCCUUGAGACGUGUAGUAAAGAAUAUAGGCCCUAUAGAAAUUCAUAUUUGGGAGCCAGUAGAAGAGGGAGCAUCAAAUGAUGAGGAGCACUGUUAUGACAGAUUCUCACUAGGCACUAGUCUAAGCACAAGUACACUUACUGAUGUUGGAAAUCUUCAAGUAUAUAGUGAUACAGACAUGGCAGACACACUUUCUGAUGCUUUGUUUACUGAAGAAACAAGACCUCAAACACCUUCAUUCUCAAGGGAUUAUGAACUCCAGCGACAAAGGGAAAUAGGUCGCAAAAAUACCACACAAAAGAUAAAAGCUCUUAACUGUGAAAGAAAACAUAGAGACAAACUAUGUAGAAGAGACAUGCUUAAUCAAUGUAAUUUGCCUGUAGUUGGUGCAUGGGAAUUCGAACGUGAUGACGAUGAAUAUGUUAGGUUUUUAGAACUCUUUUUGAGUUAUGUUCUUGAGAGAGACCUGAUAAAGUGCAGUGACAUUGGAAUUCCAUUUCUUACUAGCUUUUCUGGUCUGCUUCGAGAACRUGAAUUGAACUCUCUAUUUUUUGAUGUUCACACAACACUAAAACGUCGACAAAACAAAACUAGAAGUCAAAGUGUGUUUAGAGCAGGGUCUUGCUAUACUGUCGCCCUGGCAUCUUGUGAUCCUGAAAARAUUUCCAUCUGUAAUGAAAACAAAAAUCUUUUGGAAAAACCAAUAAUUGUACAGUCUGUUGUACAGACAACAGAACCUUCUGUGCGUAGUCUAACCAAAGGACUUAAAGAAGGAUUAUUUGGUUUAAAAUACAAGUCAAUUUACAGAGCUCAGACUGACAAUCAAGAAGUCACUAUUGGACUAGCAAGCCAGACCCUUCCUAACCUUACUUCUACCCUGCAAACUCAGGCAACUUGUAAAUAUGUUUACAAAACUCGUGAUGUAGUUGGUAUUGUACCAGCAGAAGAGCUACCUGUAGAACUGGUGGGCGAGUUGAGCAAUAUUGCAAAAUUGCUGGAGUGGAUGAUCAGAUGGUCCGAUAAAAGACUGCUCUGUGGUUCCAAUAAACAAGGUUCCUUAGAAGAUACUCUCCCAGUGAUACAUGUGAAAACAUCAUCAGCAGCUGUCCUUACRUCUCUUUGGCUGUUAGAACAGUUAUACGGAGACAGAUGUCAAACAGACAGCAUAAKGCAUAAGCAUCCAGAUAAUCAAUGCCUGAAAGAAAUUGCAUCUGUAUCAGAAGCCCAGUCUAGAACAGAGGAAGAAAGUAGUAUGGAUGAAGGCCCUUCCACAGUCGCCCAUUUCCUUCCUGAUGUCCAGAAUGUACAAGCCUAUGACGAUCUUUGUGAAGUGGAUUUGGGAAUGUCUGCAAAGUCAAAAUAUGUUGAUAAGAAGGAAAUUAAYCAUGGAAAUAAUUCUGUUCCUCAUAUGAUUGAAGACCUGAAUGAAGUGGGACCAUUUGUUCAGCAGGAGUUGGAUGUAACAGAACAAGAAGAGUGCUUUGAGGAGCCAUAUGAAACUCCAAAGAGYUCCAAUAGCUCUGUCAGGAUCAAACCUGCAGAACUUCAAAGAAAACAGGAUGCUAUCGCUUGGAGCUCUACCAAGCAGAUCCCUGAAGAGGCUGAAGUCUGCUCUCCUAAAGUGAAGCAGGUCACCAUUUCAGCUGUAGAUAGUCCUGAAGAAGUUCAAAAUGUGGAAGAAACAAAGGAAGGAAAAGCUGAACAGAAUAUUAUGACUGAGGUUGUUACUAGCACCAUGUCUCACUCAUUCUCUUUAAAACAAGAUGCAGAAGUUGCUAGUAUUACAGACAUUUCUGUAAGUGAUCGUCAGCCUUCUCAGACCAUUGUGUCAACUAUUUCAAGUCUUGCCUCCCAUACUUCUGUUUGUGCAAAGAAGCAAGAAGUCAAGGAAGAAGUCCCCAGAGGAGAGAAACCAAACACAUCAGAAACUGUCAGGCAGAUGCUUCAAGAUGAAAUGUUUAAAUUAGUUCAGCUACAGCAGAUCAACUUCAUGAGUUUAAUGCAAAUAGUGCAGUCAUCCUUUACCAAUGUGCCAAAUGUGCAACAAAUGCUACAACAGCAUCAAUCAGUCAACCUGGCAGGGAAUCAGCCUGCACACACUGGUGAAGGCARUGCUUCUCCAAAAACACAAGUGCCCACUCAAGAAGAAAAAGGAAAAACAAGUCAAGAGAGCUCUGUYUUGCAGCCAAGGAAUAGUGUAGAAGAUGAAAGCAACAAUGGCCAAAUAAAAAAUCAUCUGGAUAUGAAUGCCUCUUCGACACUAUUUGAAAGCAACAGCAAGGAAACAGGAUUUAUGUCACCAUCUCAAGCUUUGYAUUCUUCAGUGCCUACCAAACCACUUCAUCUCCUAGCUCCUUCCUCAGAUAUCCAGAAAAAAAUAAAAUUUAUCCCUGUUGAAAAAAAAAUUAGCUACUCAAAUGGAUUUCCUUUGCUUAAGCUUAAAUCAAAUUAUCAUGUCAAACCAACAUUUUUACAUCCAACAGAAAUGCCAUCAGCUUUUGCCAGACCACCCCUAGUACCACGAGUAGCUUGGAGUUCAUCAGAUUCCUUAUGGACCCAUCAGUCCUCAUACACACCAAGAGAGAGUAAGGCAGAUUUCCGCAGCCCUGAGAUUCCAAGGCAAAUGCAUGAGGAAAAUAAGAGAUGGGCAGAACCAGUGCAUAUGGGACCUCCCAAACAUCUGAAUUCAGAUCAGUAUGAAGGACAGCAAGAAGCUGCCCCUCGGCCAGAGUUCCCUGYAAAUGUGAAUGUGUACAAAGCGCCGACUGCUCAGAACCUGCCUGGUAUUCCACUGUUGCACCUGAAACUGGACCCAGUACCUGCAGUUCCACCUGUUGURAGGCAGCCAGUCACUACUACUUUAAUACCUAUUAAACCUGCAACAAAAGAUAUUGACACCACAGAAAGGCGACAGGAUACAGGAAUACCGCUACUUCAGGUUAAUUUGCCUCAGAAAAAGAAGACACCAAAACUCAUUCCACUUCAAGAUCUCAUUGCAUUUGAGCAACGCCACAAGCAUCAUUCUGUGCCCAGUACUUCCUCUGGACAAGACCAAGCCAAACCURUCCAGCUGCUAAAAACUGAUGUUGAACCAUUUGAACUAAAAGAUGUGCAGAACAACAGAAAAAGUAAAAAGAGGCGCAAUAAGAAACURCUGAAAGAGAAGGAGGAAAAGAGGAAACCAAGCGUGUCCUUCUGUCCCAAUGACGAAAUCAUCACUAUUAGUGACACAGCAGUGGUUACUGAAUCAGAGACUGAGGAUCACAAACCAAAAUCAACGUCUUACAKUCAAGAUGGUUUUCUCAUCUCAAUGGACGAAAUGGAAAAAGCAAGUACUCUCUCAGCAGAUCUGCAUUACUUGGCUUCUGUUGGAAAAAAAMCAGUAGAAACUCAAGAUGCAAGUACAAAUACUAACCCAGUGCUCAAAUCAUAUCAGGAUYGUGGGAUCAGUGGUGGAAAUAAGGUCUCCAAAGUUAAAAAAAAGGGGCUGGUCACAUCUGUUCCUGCACCAGAACCAUCUAGUUCCUCUGAGAUACUACUGCCAGACAUGUGCUUAAACCUGAAUGUCCCCCCUGAAGUGAAUGAGAAACCUUUACCAUCUUUUCUAUCAGAURCAUCUGAUUUGCAUAAACGUGAAUAUAUCAGUGUGAUUGAUAUUGAAGACAGUGACAUCCUGAACAAUUUGCCUAUGAUACCUGAGUCUGCAGAAGAGAUUGCUGCACAGCAAAAUGAGAAGCUUGAAAUUCCAUCUACUGCAGAACUUGAUCAAGCAGCAGCUUCUGUUGUUAAUGCAACUCCACCUGAGGAACUUCAGAAGCAAGAUGAUCAUCAGAAAAAUGUAUCAAACCAAUUGCAAAAGGAAGAUAAGGAAUUAGAUUCUGCUACAGAUCGUGUAACUUGGAACGUAACACGUGAAGAUGGAAGAACUCUUYCCUCUUCAGGGCUUCCGUCCAAAGUAAUUGAAAAAGAAUACUUUUCCACAAAGCAGUGGGAAAUGGAUAUGCAAUUACAGACACUACAGAACAUAGUAGAAAAUAUGGAGCAGGAUUUCAGAAAUAGCAAAAUGUUAGUGAAGCUGAUAGAAGAUUUUGAAAUGGCUGCUGAUUCAGACCUUGGUGCUCAUCCUAUGGUCUCUGGAGCUGCGGGAGUCAUUGGUGCUGAAUCAGAACAUCAUUUGACAGGCAUGAUUUUUGAAGAUGUUAUAGAUGAUCAAAAGGAGAGCUUAAACUUGGAAUGUCCUGUACCCAGUUCUACUACAGGGGAUGUACACACUCCUGCCUCUGCAGUCUUGGYUUCUAAUUCUCCCAGUGGCCUAAAGUCACCUUCUGAUGGAGAGCUUAGUUUAGGAGAGGAAGCAGUGCUCUUCCUUCCAAGACAGCCACACUACUCUUCAGUUGCAUCUUCUGAAUUCCAAGCUUCUUCUGAGUGUCUGGAUUCCUCAAGCUCUCGUAUAUGCGGAGAUCUAUGUGCUGGCUCUUUAGAAGAUCCCCUGCAAAUUACUGGUCCGAGUGAUGUUACAGAUGCUGUGAAUGACCGUGUGGUUGAAAGUGACAUCUCUCUGUUGGAGCUGGACUUUGCAAAAACACGGGCUAAGAAAACCUUUAGGGUUCUUGAUUCUGCUUCUGGGCAUUCCCAAAGAACAGAAAAGGAGAGAAAAGAGAUACAAACAUGGAUGAAAAGAAAGCAAAAGGAAAGAAUGAAAGAAUAUAUGCAGAAACUGGAUGAACAAAGACAAAARGAACGUAAUCCUUUCAACCUGAGGAAGCAUAGGCAUCAUAAUCCUACUUCAAAGGAUAUUAGAAUCUUCCAGAAGAAAAAAGAAGAAAGAGACAGAGCCCUGUUGUCUGAGCAUCACAGGAUAAGAGUAUCCCAGGCACUUUCCCUGAUGAAUGAAAUGUUGUCUGAAACAGUGGCAUCACCAGCAAGCGACUACAGAAYGCUGUCCAGCGCAGAAUCACCUCAAGUGUACCGGAGGAGGAAUGUGGCACCCAGUGCAGGAGGGCAUCUGAACAGUCCUGUUCUGGCAGAAAGGAGCAGAAUUGCUGGCAAACCUGGCUUUGGUCCAAAAGUACAACGUUUCACUCCAGUUCUUGGUUUAACACAGUCCAGGGGAAAUGCCUGUAUGUUCCUUCAGAAAAGUGCCCCCAGAGGAAGACUGAGAAAUGCUACGAAGUGUCUUGUUAAAUCCAGACCCUCUGCUGAGUGCAGAGGCAGCAGAAGUUCAGCACAAAAGCCUCUACAAGUGGCCACUGCAGUUCAGACAGAAGGUGUUGAUCUUGACUCCGAUCGAGAUGUGGUGAGUCCUUGGASUGUGCCUGAUGACAUCCAAAGAAUACUUCAGGAUACUCGUGACUCCAUGUUUCAGGUCUCUGCACUGCCUGGAAUGAGUUUCUCUCCCCUUGGCAGUAUCAACACUGACAGUGUUUCUGAAAGCACAGGGAGCAUCCUCAGCAAGCUGGACUGGAAUGCAGUUGAGGCUAUGAUAGCAGAUAUUGAAGACAAGUGAGAAGUUCUCRGCCACUGCACUCUUCCAAACAGUUACUGGUGUUUGGUUUUGUUUUUUAAAAACAGUAAUUGUUUUGCUUAAAAUGGAUUGAGGCCUGUACUGGUUUCCUUCUUAAGAAGCAUGGAAGCUCUCACUGUUUUCUGUCUUGCCUAGAUGAAGUUAAAUUCCUUAACAUACAAUUUCCUUUCCACAUGUCUUCAGGUCAAGAGGAACUAAACAUAGUUGGUAAGGGCAAACCCACARUCUUUAACAGAUCUGGGUUAGCUGCUUUUGAUAGAAACAUAUAUAAACACAAAAAAUGUUAUUUUAAGAGCRCAGUACAACGAUUCUACUUUUGUAUUUAAUAUUUAACAUUAUUAUGAAAUUAUUUUUGUAACAUAAUGGUUGUAAUAAACUGGUUUAAUAA